Neodiprion fabricii is the source of this 2656-nucleotide messenger RNA. It is a transcript of the gene Not11, whose product is annotated as CCR4-NOT transcription complex subunit 11. Lineage: Eukaryota; Metazoa; Arthropoda; Insecta; Hymenoptera; Diprionidae. Gene Ontology annotation, biological process: negative regulation of translation; mRNA catabolic process. Gene Ontology annotation, cellular component: CCR4-NOT complex. The record is from RefSeq and is a predicted model, not a curated record. The coding region runs from base 1037 to 2404 and encodes 455 amino acids. The transcript has a single exon.
UCUAAUCCUAAAAUUCUACGAGCGACCUCGAGAAAUUUUCAAAUUCAGGUGGCAAUAAAAAAAAAAAAAAAACUACACGAAAUCUACUGUACCCAUUUUUACCAAUUUUACCCAACAUCCCGAAGUGAUUCUACACUACGAUGUCCCCUAAUAAAAUUCACUCAACUGCAGAGAGGCUGAGUAUAAUGACCUAAAAAUACCUACUUUUGGCGUGACGAUUAUAAUCCAAGUAACUCUACAGACCACGAUGAUGAAAACAAUUAUCUUCUAUGCUGGUCCACAGGAGUUAAAAUUCAAUUAAGUAAAUGAUGAAGUAUCGCUUUCGAUUUACCGUCAAAAUUGAUGAAUAAUGAAUGAAUUUUGUUAACUCCGUCUUGAUACGAAUACUCAAAGUAGCAAAACAUUGGCGAUUGAUCAGUUUUCGAGCUUUUCAAGUAUAGUCUACAAAAUUUGAAAACACUUUCGAUCAUUUGAAGUAAAAUAUGAUGGAUUUUAUGAAAUAAUAAAUGCAAAAACGAAAAAUGAUCGAAGCCAAAAUGCAACUUUGCAAAGCUUCUCGAUUUAUCCGCCAAACAUUGGAUGACAUCACGUGGUACAGGAUCCGUAAAAUAUUGACGCUUCAUCUUUCUUCCCAAUUACUUUGUCCGUGACAACUUGAAAAAAAAUGUUUUGAUGAGAGGUUAAGAAACAUUGAAGUGACUUCAAGUAAUUGAAUAAAUAUGUAAAUAUUGUAGAUUUAAAGUGCAUAAUCCUUCUAAUAUCUAAUAUGUGUAAAAUUCUGGGGCUCACUCAUUUCCAUCAGUAGGAAUCUUCGGCAAAGAAAAUUUUUUCCCACCGCAACUGAAGGUUACCGUAAUAACAACAUAGUCAUUCAAAUUGAAUUUGCCUAGAAGUGUGUUUCGAAACCCUUCGAAGCUGUACGAAACCUUUGGCGAUAAGUAUUGUAAUUGAUUGGUGGAUGAAAUCUCGACGCUUUCACCGAAUAUUGACUCCAAAAAACUCUGUACAAACUCAUCGAUAAAGUCCGCAAUUCGUCAUGUCUGCAACACCAAAGCAAUUAUCAAACCUGCUUGAUAUUCUGGACGAGGAGAACCUGGAUACCAGUUUAGAAUCACUAUCUAAUCAGUUACACCAGGCGUUUGCAAAGGAGGAUCUCUUCAAAGUCGGAACAACCCUGUUGCUGCUUCUUCAGCACAUUGAUCUCCUGCCAAACAAUGUUCAGCGAAUAAUGGCGCUCGCUCUUCUCUACGACCUUUAUCGAGGCGAGCAACUGGCGUCCACGCCGUUUGCCACAGUGUUCAUCCAGGUAUUGAAGCCCUCGGAUGAGAGUGCUUCAGGUUCGGUGUCUCGGCCAAACUUCUCUGGACACAUCCCGGCGCUCUCCAGAUGCGAGAAGAACCUGCUUAGCCACCUACUCGGCUAUGGAGCCAAAGAGACGAUGAAAAAAACAGCGAGACAAAUCAUAGAAGAGAUGUCUCACUCGGCUACUCCUCUCGUCGAUCUCACUAGUCUGCAGCUUCAACUAGCCGAAAGGCUGUCGGAACUACCAAGUGUAAGCAAAUGUGGAAAUCCAGUAAUCCUCCCGGAUAUGGACCGCUCGAAAGCUGGCGAGAUAGACAAGAAAGUUGGCAGAGCUAUAGCGGAGAGUCUUGUGAUCGGCGAGCCACCUCUUUGUAGCCAAAGCUAUCGGCCAGAAUUCCUGAGGCUCACACCACCGUUGUAUCACUCCGCAGAUGAACUUGCAUGGAUGAACGUUGAGGAGCCGAGCCAGUUCACGGUUGAGUACGAUUCUUCCAUGUGUGUGUCUAAUUGUGCAGGGGCCGAGGCACGCAGGCUGAUGGGCAGAGCGUAUAAGAGCGCCUUGACGCUCCAGCAGCAACAGCACUUGCUUAUGGAGCUAGACGCUGACCCAAAACUCGUUUAUCACAUCGGUUUGACCCCCGUAAAGCUUCCGGACUUGGUUGAAAACAAUCCGCUAAUAGCUAUUGAAGUCCUGCUGAAGCUUAUGCAGUCCAGCCAAAUAACAGAGUACUUCAGCGUGCUGGUUAAUAUGGAGAUGUCCUUGCAUUCGAUGGAAGUUGUGAAUAGAUUGACAACCACAGUCGAUCUACCAACAGAGUUUGUUCACCUUUACAUCAGUAAUUGCAUAUCGACUUGCGAAACCAUCAAAGAUCGAUAUAUGCAAAAUCGUUUAGUCCGUCUGGUUUGCGUGUUCCUUCAGUCUCUAAUCAGAAACAAGAUAAUCAAUGUUCAAGAACUUUUCAUCGAAGUACAAGCCUUUUGCAUCGAAUUUAGCAGGAUUAGAGAAGCUGCUGCGCUCUUCCGGCUGCUUAAACAACUUGAAUCUGGUGAUAUCGGUGGGCUCAAUACCCCGCCGGCUAAGAGUAAGAUCGAUCCUUGCUGAAAAGAGUUAUUGCAAGUAAUGGAAAACUUGGAUUGUAAUCAAUAGUUAAGAAAUGGAUCAUCGUGGUAUUGCGCUUGGAAAGUUGAGAUGCUUCAGUUGGUAUACUCUUCAUGGAAAUAUUGAACCAAAUCUUCUGGGCCGCAUAGAUUCGAAUUUUUUUUUAACAUUCAAUAAUAAUAAGUAUUGACUGAUCAGGAAAUAUUCUGUUACUCAAUCGAUUUUUUAGCAGAAGAACUAGGUAAUGAGUUUUUU